This is a messenger RNA of Armigeres subalbatus, 2889 nucleotides long. RefSeq names its product methylcytosine dioxygenase TET-like. Gene Ontology annotation, molecular function: DNA 5-methylcytosine dioxygenase activity. Lineage: Eukaryota; Metazoa; Arthropoda; Insecta; Diptera; Culicidae. Gene Ontology annotation, cellular component: nucleus. Gene Ontology annotation, biological process: positive regulation of transcription by RNA polymerase II. The transcript has 2 exons. The record is from RefSeq and is a predicted model, not a curated record. Bases 1 to 1200 code for a protein of 399 amino acids.
AUGAUCGACAACUUCACCGAUGCCCAGCUACAGUCCAACCAGAUCUCGAGCACGGUGCUGGAUUCGCCGUACAGCUAUGAUUACAACACUGGUCAGUACAUUGACAACCGACAGUACUACAACAACUGGCCCACGGAUUACUACGGUAAUCGGACCGAUCCCAACAAAAUGCUGGGACGAAACGAGGAGAUUCCUGAUACUACCACUCGACCCGGCAGCAAUAGCAGUAAUUCUGCGUUUAGUCCUAGCAUACCGGAUCCGACGAAAACGCCAACUCCUAUCCAUCUAGACGACUACAGUACCACCAAACUGAACCAACAGCAAAGCCAAAAUACGUACCACACGCUCCAGCAGCCGGAGCAAGGUUUUGUAAAACCGAAACCACCAGACUACAAUCCUGGCUACGGUUACCACCCAAAUACUCCCAUGGGCUACGGUUACCAUUCUCCUUACACGCCAUAUGAUCCGUACCAGAACUACAACUACGGCUACCCCCCUCAAACCUACCACCCUACAUAUCACAACAUGUACUCUGCCACGCAGACCCAGCUACCAGGAACUGGCCCGGCGCCGCCACCUCCACCAACUGCAGUCAUACCGGCACCUCCUCCCCCAUCCAACUGGAACCUUUACCCACCCCAUCCGCACCAUCAAACCCACAUCCCGCCCAGCGCUCCAUCCCAGCUACACACGCCACAUCAACCCCAUCUAGGUUCCAAGCAGCACGACAUUCCUCCGGUUAUGCAGCAAGCGCCACAGCCGCCUGCACCUCCACCACCACCGAAGGAAACUCUCGGCGAAGUCACGGAAACCAACGAAAACGUGGACUGCUUCGAGGACGCCCAGAUGGGUGGAGUGGCGAUCGCGCUCCCGCACGGUAGCGUUGUGAUCGAGUGCGCCAAACUGGAGAUGCACUCGACGACAGCGCUGAAGAAGCCGAACCGCUUGAACCCGACCCGGAUGACGCUGAUCUUCUACCAGCAUCGGAAUCUGAACCGACCGAAGCACGGCAUUGCCGAGUGGGCGGAGAAGAUGCGGCUGAAGAAGCUCGGCCUGGCCGUCAACGAUCCGAUCGACGACAAGGACAUGCUGCUGAUGCAGGAGGACGACAUCAAGGCGGAACCGCUGGACGAUUUGCACCAUAUGCGGCAUAUGGGUGAUGAACACGACAUGAUGGACGUUGAAUACUCGGGUGUCUAGUGGUGAGAGAAAAUCUGCCGCCAGGGCGACCGCUGGAUGAGCAGAUUACAGCAACACGUGGCCACAGCAACAACCAAACGACGACGCCCGGCUUUGCGACGUCGCCGUCGUCGGGGUCAUUGACACCGCAGCCGCCUCUGCAGGCGAGUAGUGGAGUGCCCGGUUCCAGCCGAGGGACGGCGUUCCACCACCAGCAGACGCAGCUGCCGCAUCAGUGGCUCCCUACCACUGCGGGGCUUCAGAGCCAACCGCAUGAAAGACAUCAUGAUCCUAACCAAUACUACUACUAUUACUACUACUGAAGACUAUAAUAUUUCGAGGAGGAUGUGAAGGAGUAUAUAUCAAUCGAUGCUAGUGACUACAUAAGGUUUAGGGUUUGGAACACUCAAUGAGGAACACUAAUCAUACGUACGCUCCAGUUUACUGGGGACUCGAAACGAGGAACUAUAAACGUAAACAAAAUGUUUGAAAUUUUAUUUUCGAUGGUUUGACAGGAGUUUUAUCGUGAUAAGCAUUUGAGAUAUGUUUCGCAACACAUUCAACUGCUCAAAUCUAUUCUUGGAUUGUUUCUGUUUGGAUGUCGGAAUCUGAAAAUCUUUCGAAAAAAGUCCGUUUCUGUUUGUCUUUUCGAAGAAUGAAACAAUAACAACAACAACAAACGCACCUUCAGGCACACACUAAAGAAAACAUAGGAAAAAGAUAUCAAAACUAGCUUUUGAACAAAAAAUCAAAUAUUUUGAAAACAAGAAAUAGCAAAUUUAAAGUAAAGAAGAAAAUAAUCUAUAUCGAAGUCAAGAGUACAAAACAAACAAGUUGUUAACACAAAAAAAGAAUCUGACUGUUCCAUUUUGACUAUUAUUUUGAAAUCCAACGUUUCUCGUCGAAAAAACAUGUAUGGACCACUUAACUCCUGCAUUAAUCUCCUCGAUUUUUUGCUGCUUAUCGUAAAUUUAAAACAAACAAAAAAACUGAUGACAAAACAAACGUGAAAAAUGCUCUCGCUCUAGAAUUUUUCACUGGGAGAACAAAGUUCCCCCAGCACAACUACUAACUACUACGCUCUUUAGCUCCAAUUUGCUGACUUUGCUUAUCGAAAAUCGUAUGAGAUAUAUCACACAAACGUUUGCUGAUAACAAACUAGCUGUUAUAGAUUUUUUUUUUCUUUUGUAAAUACGAUUCUUCGUUUGAAUGCGAACUCCACUACGGAAUCGGCAAAAUGUCUCGUUUUAUCAAAGUUUUCUUUCUUUUUUCUUCCUAUUAAGUAAGAAAUCGAUUCCACUAUACUUUCUUUAGGUUAAAAUAAUUCCUAUUCCAGUCUUUUAUUUUCCUGUGAAAGUCUAGUAGGAUAAGUGAAUGCCCAGCUAGGCAUGAGGAAUGCACAUAUACAAUACACACACAUUCAAAGGGAAGACAAAAAUUUCAAAGAUGAAAAAGUAUUAGUAUUUUAACUUAGAAUCUAGGUCUUGUUUUUUAUUUUAUUUUUCCUGUAUUUUUUGUAAUAGCUUGUUAAGUAGGCUUUUUCUCUGUAAAAUCUCUUUAACAUUAAAUUCGUUUUUACUAUUGAAUAUUAUUCUUCUAAACUGAUGAAGUGAAACAAGUAAAAGACAGUGAAAGGACAACCGUAACUCGAAUCAGUUUUAUCAAAUAAAAGAACUGAAGAAAAAUGUAACCGAUCAUUUAUGUUAGGAU